Messenger RNA from Papaver somniferum (opium poppy), 813 nucleotides. RefSeq lists its product as uncharacterized. NCBI's taxonomy places the organism in Eukaryota, Viridiplantae, Streptophyta, Magnoliopsida, Ranunculales, Papaveraceae. The coding region runs from base 1 to 813 and encodes 270 amino acids. The transcript has 2 exons. The record is from RefSeq and is a predicted model, not a curated record.
AUGUUGAGGCUUAUUGGUAUGAAAUGCAAGAUUAUUCAUAAUAGUAGUGAUGAGAGAAAAGGUAAUAUUUGGUUAUGUUGGAGUGCUUCCAUCUCUGAUCCACUGGUGAUAUCUACAACAAAACAAGCAAUUACAGUCAAAGUUGGUGAAGUAAUGGUGACAGGGAUUCAUGGAGCAAAUCUAUCUUUAGAUAGAAGGGAAUUAUGGCAAGAAUUAGAAUCAAUCAGAUCUUAUAAUCUCCCAUUGCUAGUCAUUGGAGACUUUAAUGUGGUUUUUAGUAUUGAUGAAAAUAAAAGUGGCAGAAUUCCUCUCAGAACUUCAAUGUUAGAUUUCGUUCAUUGUCUCGACUCAUGUGGUCUAAUAAAUGUACCUAAAUCAGGAUUGGUUUUCUCUUGGUGCAAUAACAGAGCAGGAGCAAAAAGGAUUCUUUGCAAUUUAGAUAGAGCAUUAAUUCUAAAGAAAUGGAAUUGGGAUGUAUUUGGAGAUGUUAAUGCUAAGCUCAUUCAGGUUGAACAAGAUGUAUUACAUGCAACAUUAGCAUCAGACAACAAUCCAGAAGACACAAAAUUGUUAAACAAUCUGGUUACUGCAAGGGGGGUACAAAACUUUUUAACAAGUCAGCAAAAUGCAAUUCUCUUGCAAAAAUCAAGAACUAAAUGGUUGAAAGAAGGAGCAGGAAAUACAAGAUUUUUUCACACCACCAUGAAGAUAAGGCAAACUCAAAAUUAUAUCACUGAGCUUGAAGAUGAAAAUGAAAAUAUUCUUGCCACUCAUAGAGAAAUAUCUGAGAUUCUAGUGAAGCACUAUGCAUAA